CGAUACACGACACAUACAGAUACACACGUACAUAUAAUAACACUACAUAUUAUAUAUAUAUACAUAUUCUACAAUCAUGUCAGUUGUCGGCUUUGAUGUAGGUAACCUAAAUUCGACCAUCUCCGCUGCGCGCGCGGGUGGUAUUGAGGUGCUUGCCAAUGAGUACACGUACCGUAUGACCCCCACAAUCGUCUCAUUUGGCCAAAAGAUGCGAUUCAUGGGUGAAGCAGCACGUCCUCAGCUUACAACCAACUUCAAGAACACCGUAUCACAAGUCAAGAGACUUAUUGGUAUGCUUUACGAUGACGAAGAUGUACAGACAGAGCUGGCUAAUGUGCCAUACAAACACAGCAGACGCGAGGAUGGUCGCAUCAACCUCACCGUCAUCUUCAAGGGCGAGGAGCGCAACUUCACACCAGAGCAAGUAUACGCCAUGUUCUUGACACAACUCAAACAGACUGCGGAGCGUGAGCUUAAGAAGCCUGUGGUGGAUAUCGUCGUGUCCUGCCCCAACUGGUUCAACAACUUCCAACGCGAGGCCAUUCUGCACGCUACCAACUACGCCGGACUUAACUGUGUGCGUGUGCUUAACGACACAACCGCCACCGCCCUGGCGUAUGGUAUUUACAAACAGGAUCUGGAUGAGGAGAAGCCGCGCCACGUGGUGUUUGUAGACAUGGGUCACUCAUCGCUGCAGGUGGCUGUGUGCACGUUCCUCAAGGGAAAGUUCUCAGUACUAGCCACAGGCGCUGAUACCAAGCUCGGAGGACGCGACUUUGAUCAACUCAUAUAUGAAAAGUUCCGUCUCGAGUUCUUAGCCAAGUCCAAGAUCGACCUGAACGAGAAGCCCCGCGGCAAGGCCCGGCUUAUGGGCGAGUGUGAGAAGGUGAAGAAGCUCAUGAGCGCCAAUCAGCAGCCUAUCCCCAUCAACGUGGAGUGUGUGACGGACGAUGCCGAUUUCCACUCCAAGAUGUCUCGUGAGGAGUUCUAUGAGAUGGCCAAGCCACUGUUCGACCGCGUGCAGGGCCCUAUUGAACAGGCGCUGAUGGACUCGAAGCUGUCUCUGCAGGAGAUCCACUCUGUUGAGAUUAUCGGUGGAUCCACUCGUAUCCCCAAGAUCAAGGAGAUCAUCUCUGGCAUUUUCGGUGAGAACCGCAUGCUCACCACGCUCAACGCCGACGAGAGUACGUCCCGUGGGUGCGCUCUCAUGGCCGCUAUCCUGUCGCCAACCUUCCGCGUGCGCGAGUUUUCGGUCACCGACUCCACGCCUUACCCCAUCGACCUCAAGUGGAAGAUCAAUGAUGAACCCAGUACGGCGGUAGUUUUCGAGCGCCACAACCCCAUCCCCAGCACAAAGAUGCUCAAGUUCAAGCGUUCAGAGCCCUUCGAGCUGGCUGCAUACUACAAUGACCCCUUGAACGUACCAGGAGAACGCAAGUUCAUCGGACGUUACCGUGUCGACGAUGUCAAACCCGACAGUGAGGGUAACCCCAUCCAGGCGAAGGUGCGUGUGCGUUGCAACAAGAACGGUAUGUUCUCUGUCGAGAGCGCCCACUGGGUCGAAGAGAUCCUAGUCCCGGAGGAGCCAGUAGCACCCGCUACACCGGAGCCUAUGGCCGAGGAUGGUAAGGAGGGCGAUGAGGAGAAGGCCGCGGAUACACCCGCCGAGCCUACUGAACCCGCCGAGCCCAAGUUCAAGAAGGUGCAGCAAACACACGCACUCAAGGUGGUAGCCUUGGAUACUGCGUCCAAAGAGGAAUUGAGCAAGAACCUCGAGGUUGAGAUGGAGUUGACCAUGAGCGACAAGCAGGAGCGUCAGCGCGUGGACUCCAAGAACGCCCUAGAGGAGUUCGUAUACGAAGUGCGCGAGAAGAUGGACACCGUCUUCAGCAAAAAUAUCGAGGACGAUCGCAAAGAGCGUGUCUCAGCCGAGUUAAUGGCCAUUGAAGACUGGCUGUACGAUGAAGGUGACGACGUACAGCGAUCGGAAUAUGUGACGCGUAUGGAGAAGCUAGAGGCCGAGAUAGCGCCCGUCAAGUCGCGUGCCAGGGACUGGGAGAACCUGCCCGCGGCGGAGGAGGCGAUCCGCCGUAGCAUUGUACAAUACCGCAAGGUCGUGGAUCAAUACCCUAAUGAUGAGAAGUACAAUCAUAUUGCGGCUGAGAAGAUCCAGGCCAUCAAGGAGGUGAUUGAUGAGAAGGACUCGUGGUUCAACACAAACAUCGCCGCCAACAAAGGACUUACGCCCAAGCAAGACCCUGUGGUCACCCCUGCCCAGGUGACUGAGGCGCGGAUGGCUAUUGAGAAGGUUAGUAUCCCAAUCCUAAAGACCCCUAAGCCUAAGGCCCCCACUCCCGAGCCCACGGCUGUGCCGGAACCUGCUGCAGCUCCCGAGGCAGAGAAGAAGGACGAGGCCGUUCCCGAUGCGACACCCACAGAAUCUGAAAACAUGGAAGUGGAUUAAACUACGCAUCGAUAACCCUUAGAACUGCAAGCUUUGCUUUGCUGCCCCUCUACUUACCUUUAGUCUAUCGUCUGCUCUCACGAGUUGUGAGUUGUGUGCACGAAUAAAAUCAUACCAAAUUAUACCGCUUUCAGUUUGCUGUUCAUGUGUUAUCUGUCGCAUAAUGUGGAGGUGCAUACGACACUAUUCACUGUUGAGCUAACUAUUUCCUAAUUCUUCCAAUAUCCAUUUUAGAAUCUGUUCACCCCUAAAAUCUCAGAGAUAGUGCGCUACGGGUAGGUAGCGUGCAAGAUUAUAAAUACACCCUCUAACCUCACAGAGGGAAUCUCCCCCUUUGAGGACUCCGUCACUCUCGAAGGAAGAGCGUGUAGGGGGUGUCUUCUGAGAAAUUCGCUGCGUACUAUUCUCGUAGAUUAAUCAGUGCACAUACCCGAUUAAACCUAUAUGAUGAUGACACAAACGAGGAGUGUGCUGUGUGUAUAGGGCGAGAUGGCCAGUUGACAACCUACAGAAAACAAAUGUUAAAUACUGACAUGACCCUCUAGAGAAUAAAGAAAAU
Sphaeroforma arctica JP610 is the source of this 3023-nucleotide messenger RNA. RefSeq lists its product as hypothetical. The transcript is spliced from 10 exons. The record is from RefSeq and is a predicted model, not a curated record. Lineage: Eukaryota; Ichthyosporea; Ichthyophonida. Bases 77 to 2464 code for a protein of 795 amino acids. Gene Ontology annotation, biological process: protein folding. Gene Ontology annotation, molecular function: ATP binding; ATP-dependent protein folding chaperone. Gene Ontology annotation, cellular component: nucleus; cytosol.